GUUUUUGUUAUAUCAGCCGGAAUUGAGCCGACCAAUUCCUUUGUAGCUUUUAGACAAGGUGAAGUUUUAUAUCAGAUGGUAACUUGUUGUCACUGCAUAUUGUAUGAUGGAAGCGUAUGACAAUGAGAUGGAGAUAUCAACUAGUAGUGUGGGUGAUGUGAGUUCCUUUGAGACUCAAAAGGGCUGCGAUGCCAUCUCAGCCGGCGACAGGUGCACAGUGCGAAUGUCUAGUCCAGUGUGCAAGAGACUGGGAAUUGAGAAGGAGGGUGUGGCUCAGUUGCCAUGUGACCAGAGAGAGUUGAUGCCAGUGGGUGGGUCCACACCCACCAAACAGGGGAUGGCAGUCACAGCUCAGAUGCAGAUGCAGCACCAACAGGGACAUAAUCAUUAUGGAACCGCUACUCAGUGUAAUGGAGGGGGUAAUAGAAUGCCAACAGGUCAAGACUCUGAAAACGCGAUCAAUGCUUCCCAGCAAAGCGCGAUCUACAACAUGAUCUCAAAGUUCUUCGGACUAAGUGUCCGAAACAAGUGCGAAUCAGGAGCUCACGGCGGGGGAUUACCAAACCAUCGCAACCAGAAAUCAACUGACAACAACCUUCUUAAGAAUGGUCGAGGUGAUCGAGGAAUGCGUGGGGAUGAUGACGAUGACAACAGUAGCUGUGGCAGUGCAAGUGUCUGCAUGGGUGAUUUGGAAGAGACUUUGCGGCUCAUUCUAGACAAGUUGCUGCAACUGGUUGACUUGCCGUUUCUGGAGAACACAAUAGAGUACUUGGCUAAUGGCGAAAACAACAGUGUCGAAAACUAUCACCAUUUGUUCACGUUUUCAAGUAGUCUCAGUUCUCUCAGUUUGAGUGGAAGUGAAGAGAGUGUGAACUCUUUCGGAAGCUCGACCUCCUCUUCCUCUCCUUCCCCCUCUCCUUCCCCCUCCCCCUGCUCAACGCCUGCAGUGUCACUCCGCUCAUCUACUUCAACUAUGAACAACAACAACAACAACAAUAAACAUCGUAGCAUGACCGCGAGACAUAGUCAACGAAGUUCAAAACGACAGCAAAACAACAUCAGCAAUCUUCAGUUCAACAGGGUAGUGUUCCCGUGUCUGAAGUUUCACCCCAGUAUCUCUUCACUCGUCCCAACUAGCACUCCCCUAGCACCAGACCACAAAAAAUCACUGUCUAACUUGGUCUUGACAAAUUGCAAGGAAAGUCCCCUGAUCCCCCCAAAAUUAGCCGAACUAUGUCUAGCAGUGGAUGCGUACAUUACAAGUAUAGUUGUCGAAGCAGGGGAUAAUAAGUUACCAGACUUGGAAGAGACGGCUAUUGAUACUGCGUUCUUGUUUGUGACAUUACUGCAUUAUGAAUGCAGACAACGCUUGAUUAACUUGAUAUCAUUUUUGCAACACUUGGUGGAGUUUGAAUCUGAAUCAGUCCAACUUGGAGGGCUGCAUAUUGAAGAGUUUGCACAGUGUUUUGUUCCAGAACAAGAAUGUCGGUCGCUUUUGAAGCUUCUGAUUGAAAAAAGUAGCCAAAUUUUUGUGCCGUGGGCCAGUUACAAUAUGCUAAUGCUAUCCGGUCUUCACAAAACCAUGGAGAGAAGAACAUUUUCAAAGCGCAUUUCAGUUCAACAGUUCCACCAGCAGAAAAGAGACAAUACGACCGACGAGUUGAUGUCUCUGCUUGAUUUUGUACUGGGGGAUACAUCGACCUUGACUGCCCGUCAGAAGGACAAGUUAUUGGGGGCCGUGCAGAGUAAACACCCAGAAGUAUAUGGACUGUACUUGUCGCGCAGGAUUGGGACCAACAAUUAAACCAGUUUUAUCAGCGUUCAAACUGUUAAAAAGUACUCAACAACUUUUAACUUCAUAAAUAGUAAAUAUGAAGUUUCCAAUUCAUAAGCAAUAAUAUUACUUUCUGAGAAAUUUCAAGUUCAAAAAUAGCAUUAUUAUCAGCGAUUCAAAAUAGCCUUUUCUAUCAUAUUUCAGGGAGAGAAGCCUACUACUAAAUGAAUUGAUUCAUUGAGUUUUAUGCGACGAUAGAUACGAGAAUAAUCGAAAGUUUUUCAAACAUUUCAAUUUGAUAAUUUUUCCUAUUCAACCUAUAUUUGAAAAAAAUGACACCAGCCAAAAUCAAAUUAUUUGCUCAUGAUUUUUGAAAAUAAUGAUGUAAAAAGUGCUUGUAGGAAUGUAACUCUUCGUUCCUGAUGAUUUUUGUUCCAGUAUGAAGCUAAACUAUAAAUUGUUCAGUAAUUAUUGUAUAAAAUUUUUGUUGAUCAUUUGCGUGAUUUGAUUUUUGAUCUGAUUAAUUUAUUUGAAUUAAUACGACUUAAUGAAGU
This is a messenger RNA of Symsagittifera roscoffensis, 2328 nucleotides long. RefSeq lists its product as uncharacterized. The record is from RefSeq and is a predicted model, not a curated record. Lineage: Eukaryota; Metazoa; Xenacoelomorpha; Acoela; Convolutidae. The transcript has 8 exons. The coding region runs from base 104 to 1804 and encodes 566 amino acids.